AUGCAUCGCCAGAAUAAGCACGUUAAUCAAUCAGAUUUGCAACGACGGCGAGAGCAGAAACAAAAUUCGAUUGUGGUUCAAGCGAUGUUCAGCGCCCUUCACACCGUGUACAUGGUGCUCGCAUCAGUCAUCAACUUUUUCGUUCUCAUUUUUCGUAAAACGACGAGAGCGUACUGUAAAUAUCAAGUAGUGACAUAUCAAAGUAACAUUCCAAUGUCUCCAUUGACCGCUCAUCGCCUUUUGUCGAUGAAAAAGAAAAUUCUGGUGCUCGAUCUCGACGAGACCCUUAUUCAUUCACACCAUGAUGGUGUACUACGCCCGAUGGUGAAGCCAGGAACCCCGCCAGAUUUCACAAUACGAGUUGUUAUUGAUCGUCACCCGGUGAAAUUUUCGGUUCACGAACGGCCCCAUGUCAAUCUGUUUUUGACAGUAGUUAGUCAAUGGUAUGAGCUUGUUGUAUUCACCGCUAGUAUGGAAGUUUAUGGUUCGAACGUCGCCGACAAACUCGACAAAGGUCGCGGUAUUCUCAAACGCCGCUAUUUUCGUCAGCAUUGCACCAUGGACGUUGGCGGCUACACCAAAGAUUUGUCGGCGAUCCAUCCCGAUUUGUCGAGUAUUUGUAUAUUGGACAACUCGCCGGGAGCCUAUCGCAAAUUCCCGCACAAUGCGAUUCCAAUACCAUCAUGGUUCUCGGAUCCGAACGACACUUGCCUUCUGAAUCUGCUACCAUUCCUUGACGCCCUUAGGUUCACCUCGGAUGUCCGCAGCAUUCUUUCACGCAAUCAGCAGGUCCUCUCGGAGCUCUAG
This is a messenger RNA of Caenorhabditis bovis, 807 nucleotides long. The record is from the annotation of a GenBank genome assembly. Lineage: Eukaryota; Metazoa; Nematoda; Chromadorea; Rhabditida; Rhabditidae.